AUGGGAACCUUUGUUUUGUUCCGGGACAAAAAUAGCAAACGGACACACUUCCGGUUUAAACAUUUGAGCUUCCGUUAAAAGAACAACACUGUGAAAACGGUUCCAACCCCCUAAGAACCCGUUGUUCAGAUGGACCGCGUAAGAUCUUCGGACAGAGCUGGAAGAGAGAAAAAACACGAGAAAAAGAAACGAAAACGACCUCCUUCUUCCUCUUCAUCGACCUCCUCUUCCAGCAGCAGGAGCAGAUCGUCUCAGAAAAAAACUCACAGGAAGAAAGAAGUUGCGCAGAGAAAGAAACGCAGAACACGAUCCUCGUCCUCCUCCUCUUCUUCCUCCUCCUCCUCUUCCUCCUCCUCAUCAUCUUCGUCAUCCAGCGAUGAGAGGGCAAAGAGGAAGAAAAGCAAAGCAAAGAAAAAUAAGUUGAGAAAGCAAAAAGCAAAGCUGAAGAAGCAAAAAAAGAAGGAGAAGAGGAAACUGAAAAAGAAGGAGAAGAAGCUGAAGAAGGAAGCAGAAGAGCUCCAAAAGCCAGCAGAGAAACCUACGUCCUACCUGGAGGUGUGGCAGAAUGCUGAUGGGGAAGAGGACUUCGGGCCUGUCAUGACCGAUGAGCAGAAGGCCCGUCUCUCCACCAAGAGGCCCCUCACAAAAGAGGAGUACGAGGCCCGGCAGAGCGUGAUUCGCAGGGUGGUGGACCCUGAGUCAGGACGGACCAGACUGGUGAGAGGAGAGGGGGAGAUCAUUGAGGAGAUGGUCAGCCGGGAGAAACACAAAGAAAUCAAUAAGCUCGCUACAAAGGGAGAUGGAAACACCUUUCAGAGAACACUCGGCAUCAACAGAUAGAAGAAAUCAAAACGGCUUCGCUAAACCACCACUUUCAACAAACUGCUGCCACAUUCAGAGAAUUCAGCCAAAUGUUUUUGAAUAAAAACUAAAACAACGGCUUUACAUGAUGACAAAUAGUUUUACUCUUUUAUGCCAAGUUUGAGGUUUUUAAAUCUUGAUUUACUCUGCAAGGAUUUGAACAGAACUGAGUUCUGACUAAAUGCUUUAAACUUUGAUAUAAACAAGUAUGUUUUAUUUUUUACUUGAUGUAAAAUUAAGUUUAAAACACAAAAAGAUUCAAAGUGCUCUGUGUCUGUAUUUUGGUUAAACACCAUAUAGCCAUAUGGCUUCCAUCUUUUAUUUUUGUUGUUACUAUAAAAAGAUGCCAGAAAUUUAACUUGUAUGGUUUCUUUUUUUAGCCUCGGCAAUUUUUUUAAAGUAUUUCAAGUUGAUCGAUUGUUUUUCAUGUUUUCUUGGGACAUCGGUCUUAUAGGAAAGCCUGAAGCCACAGGGGUCAGGACACAUCUAACCCUAACCUUCAUCCAGCACCUGGUGAUGCUUUUGGCUUACGGUCUUAAUAAAAACCCAUCUUUCAAGUUAAGCCAAGUCAUAAUAUUUUGAUUGUGCACAAAAGGUCAACAUUUUGACAAAAUUCAGAUUCCAUCAAAUGUGUAAUCCUAGCUAGUUUUUGUAUUUUUCCAAAUAUAACUUGCAUUUUUCAUGUUUACAGCUCAAGAGUUGAUGAAACAGUUGCAGCAUUUAAUCAACCUAAGAAUAAAAUUCUAAUUGAUGAUUACAUUAGUCUGAUUUGGGUGGAAAAUGUAUUUGAGUUUGUGCAGUACCCAGUUCUGUCUAUAAGGUACAUAUGAGGCAUCUUUACAUGUGCACUUAUAACAGAACUGACAUGAUGGUGGGCCUGGAAGUAUCCAAACAUCACUGCAGCGUUUCUUCUUAAGCAGCAGUUUAAUAUCAUUUACAUGGUAACAACAAACACAUCUGAUUAAGAAGCUGUAGAUACCUGUGAACUGGGAUGCGUCACAAUAAUGAUCUACCCUCACUGAAAUGGUUUAAGUUUUAAAAAACUGUAAAGAUGUUUCAUUUGAAUCUCCCCAUAUGUGUCAGGGGUUUUAGUGCAGCGAUGCAACAUUUUAACAGCAAAUGUAAAACAAGUUUGGAAGUAGAUGCUCCUGUGCUGCAACAAAAACAUGACAUCUCCACAAAAAGAAGAAGCCAUCAGCAACACUGCACACCAUCAGGCCAAUGCCACUUUAUUGUGAGAACUCCACUUUGUAAAAUGUGCAUUGAACCUGCUGAGAAUCCCUCUGUGAUGUAUCGUCUGUAGAAUAGUGCCAGUUUGACUGAUUGUCAGUGCACUGUGAUGUUCUGACAGUGCUGCUAAAUCAUAUUGCACGUUUCCCCUUUCAUGUUUGCUCCCGAUAUUGGUCCACUGCAUUCAGCUCUUAGUGCUGCCUGUUAGAGGGAUGAAUUACCAUCAUCUGAAUUUUAAAAACGACCAGUUUUAGAAAUAAAUGGCUAACACCAUAAAGCAUGUUUCAGCUGUGUUCCUAAUCUCAACAACAUAUUGUACAUAAUUUACAGUUUGCACAACGUCUUCCUCUAAAGGCGCAACGGAACAAAGAAAGAGACCGUCCCCUAUGGAGGGAUAUCUAAUAGCACAUUCAAUGCCUCAUUUACAGCUCUGUAAUAACCAGAAAGAAGCUAAAUAUCAAAUUUCCCCCAAAAUGGCUAAUAUCAAACAUACAAUAUAUGACAUAAGUUCUGAUACAACUCUGGUGAUCUGCAAGAUAAAACCAUAAAAAUACAAUACUGUGCCAGGCAAAGACUUCUGCAUUUUGGCUGCUGCAACUCAAGUGGAAGAAAAAAUACACAACAAAACAAAAUUUACCUU
This is a messenger RNA of Nothobranchius furzeri (turquoise killifish), 2731 nucleotides long. It is a transcript of the gene arl6ip4, whose product is annotated as ADP-ribosylation factor-like 6 interacting protein 4. Lineage: Eukaryota; Metazoa; Chordata; Actinopteri; Cyprinodontiformes; Nothobranchiidae. The record is from RefSeq and is a predicted model, not a curated record.